AUGAGGGUUACCGAAGUCAUUAUCGACGGCUUCAAAUCGUACGCCGUCAGAACAGUGAUUUCAGGAUGGGACGAGAGCUUCAACUCGAUUACCGGCCUCAACGGCAGUGGUAAAUCCAACAUCCUCGACGCCAUCUGCUUCGUUCUCGGAAUCACGAAUAUGUCAACAGUCCGCGCUCAAAACCUGCAGGAUCUUAUCUACAAGCGAGGCCAAGCCGGCGUCACGAAGGCCAGCGUCACAAUAGUGUUCGAUAAUAGAGACAAGAAAAAGUCACCAAUCGGAUUCGAAGAGUAUGCGACAAUCAGCGUGACGCGCCAAAUCGUGCUCGGAGGUACCUCGAAAUAUCUGAUCAACGGCCAUCGCGCGCAGCAACAAACCGUCCAAAAUCUCUUCCAAUCGGUACAGCUCAACAUCAACAACCCCAACUUCCUCAUCAUGCAGGGUCGUAUUACAAAGGUGUUGAAUAUGAAGGCCGUUGAGAUCUUGGCCAUGAUCGAGGAGGCAGCCGGAACAAGGAUGUUCGAGGACAGGAGGGACAAAGCGCUCAAGACGAUGGCCAAGAAGGAAAUGAAGUUACAGGAGAUCAAGGAACUCUUGCGAGAUGAGAUCGAACCGAAACUGGAGAAGCUACGGACCGAGAAGCGCGCAUUCCUCGACUUUCAGCAAACACAAAACGACCUGGAGCGAUUAACAAGGCUUGUGGUGGCACAUGAUUACGUAAGGUGUCAGGAGAAGCUACAACAGUCAGCAUCGGAUCUUGAAGCGAAGAAACAGCGCCAGAAAGAGCUUGAGGAAUCCGCUAUCCGGCUAAAAAACGAGAUAUCCCAUCUGGAGGACGACUUAAAACGUGUCAGGGCGCAGCGCGACAAGGAGUUGCGGAAAGGUGGCAAGGCGCAAGCCCUGGAAGAAGCAGUAAAGAAGCACGCCAACGAGCUGGUUAGGCUUGCUACCGUUGUGGAUCUGAAGAAGAGCAGUAUGAAGGAGGAGCAAGAACGGAGGAAAGCCGGAGAGAAGAACGUCGCCGACCUGGAAGCGGCGCUGAAGGAAAAGACCAAGACAUACGAGAAGACCAAGGCAAAAUACGAUGCCGCCAAGGAGGCCCUUGAAAAGCAGAGGCAAGAGGCAGACACCAAGGAAGAGCUGCUACAAACCCUGCAAACCGGUGUUGCGUCUAAGGAGGGACAGGAGAAUGGCUACCAAGGACAACUGCAGGACGCGAGAAACAGGGUCACCGCCGCGGCAACGGAACAAGAGCAAGCUAAAAUCAAGAUCGCCCAUCUGGAGAAGCGAAUUAAGGAAGAAGAACCCCGGGCAAAAAAGGCCAAAGAGCAAAAUGCUGGCUUACUGAAGGAUCUUGAUGGUCUGAAAGCUCAAGCCCAAAGACUCGAGAAGGAGCUUGGAAAGCUUGGGUUCCAACCCGGGUCGGAGGAGGAAAUGUACAAGCAAGAAAGCUCGCUUCAACAGACCAUCCGCAACCUACGACAAGAAUCCGAUGCGCUUAAACGCAAGGUGGCAAAUAUCGACUUCAACUACCAAGAUCCAGUCCCAAACUUUGACCGAUCAAAAGUAAAAGGACUGGUUGCACAACUCUUCUCGUUGCCUAAGGAGUAUAUGGAAGCUGGAACCGCCCUGGAGAUUUGCGCUGGAGGCCGUCUUUACAACGUCGUUGUGGACACCGAAGUGACUGGUACGCAACUAUUGCAGGGUGGUAGACUGCGGAAGAGGGUAACGAUCAUUCCUUUAAACAAGAUCUCCGCUUUCAAGGCCUCGGCACAAACGAUUGCCAACGCGCAAAGAAUUGCUCCAGGGAAGGUGCACCUAGCUUUGUCCCUAGUCGGGUACGAUGAAGAAGUGUCGGCGGCAAUGGAGUACGUCUUCGGAAACACGCUUAUCUGCGCCGAUGCAGACACAGCCAAGAGGGUGACGUUCGAUCCUAACGUUCGUAUGAGGAGUAUCACAGUCGAGGGUGAUUCAUAUGAUCCAUCAGGUACACUGUCGGGUGGAAGUGCCCCCAACUCGAGCGGUGUUCUGGUUACUUUGCAGAAGCUCAACGAAAUCAACCGGCAGCUGAAGGAGGCCGAGGCGGCCCUCAAUGAGUUGCGCGCCCAAAUAUACCGGGAAAAGACGAAGCUCGACCAAGCAAAGAGAAUCAAGCAAGAACUUGACCUUAAGACACAUGAGAUCAAACUAGCGGAGGAGCAAAUCGGCGGCAACUCGUCAUCAUCGAUCAUCCAAGAGAUUGCGAAUAUGAAGGAAACAAUAGUCCAACUCAAACAGUCGAUCGUGGAGGCCAAGCAACGACAAGUGGAGGCUACAGCGGAAGCCAAAAGAAUCGAGAAGGACAUGAAGGACUUUGAUAACAACAAAGACGCCAAGCUAGUGGAGCUUCAAGCUUCGGUCGACAAGCUACGUGCCUCGCUGGACAAAAUGUCUGUUACUAACAAGGCAUUGCAAAAAGAGCUUCAAGAGGCGCAACUUGACUCGGAACAGGUUGCUGCCGAUCUCGCGGCUGCGCGGGAGCAGGUUCAAGACAUCGAUGUUGCUCUUAAAGCCCAACAGGAAGAGAUCGACGACAUCGUGAAGCAAGGAACAGUCCUACAAGAGACACAUGACUCUGUCCUAGCACAGCUAGAAGACGAGCGGACCAAGCUGCAUGUGUACGACGACGAGCUUCGGGCUUUGGAAGAAGCUACCCGGUCGAAGAAUGCCCGAAUCGCCGAAGAGGGACUCGAGCUCCAGAAGCUCGGCCACCAAAUCGAGAAAUUCCAUAAGGAGCAGCAGCAAGCUGCCCAGACAGCCUCGCACAUGGAGCGCGAGCACGAUUGGAUUGCCGAGACCAAGGACCAGUUUGGCCGACCGGGCACCCUCUACGACUUCAAAGGCCAGAACAUUGGCGAGUGCAAGUCUACGCUGCGGAACCUGACGGAGCGCAGCCAGGGCCUGCGCAAGAAGAUCAAUCCCAAGGUAAUGAACAUGAUCGACAGCGUCGAGAAGAAGGAGGUGUCGCUCAAGCACAUGAUGCGCACCGUCAUCCGCGACAAGCGCAAAAUCGAGGAGACCAUUUUCAGCUUGGAUGACUACAAGAAGAAGGCGCUGCAGGAGACGUGGGAGAAGGUCAAUGCCGACUUCGGUCAGAUCUUUGCCGAGCUGCUUCCCGGCAGUUUCGCCAAGCUGGAUCCCCCCGAGGGCAAGACUAUCAGUGAAGGGUUGGAAGUCAAGGUGCAGCUUGGUAAAGUGUGGAAACAGAGUCUUACCGAGUUGAGUGGUGGUCAAAGAUCCCUAAUCGCCCUCUCCCUCAUCAUGGCCCUGCUCCAGUUCAAGCCAGCCCCCAUGUACAUUCUCGACGAAGUCGACGCGGCGCUCGAUCUCUCUCACACGCAGAACAUUGGUCGGCUGAUCAAGACCCGGUUUAAGGGUUCGCAGUUCAUCGUCGUCAGUCUCAAGGACGGCAUGUUCCAGAACGCCAACCGCAUCUUCCGGACGAGGUUCAGCGAGGGAACGAGUAUGGUGCAGGCGCUCACGCCGGCGGAUCUGAAGUGA
Molecule: messenger RNA, 3540 nt
Organism: Sordaria macrospora k-hell
Lineage: Eukaryota; Fungi; Ascomycota; Sordariomycetes; Sordariales; Sordariaceae
Biological process (GO): chromosome organization
Cellular component (GO): chromosome
Molecular function (GO): protein binding; ATP hydrolysis activity; ATP binding
Source: RefSeq, a predicted model, not a curated record